AUCUUGCGAUUUGUAUGGAACGGUAUGUCAAAGUGCAACUUGCUGUCAUGAAGGACCCGCGCGACCCAAGUACGCCGACGCCGGGCUGCGUCGCGGCCGCGGCCGCACCGCGAACUGCCGCCGAGGCCGCGCCACCUGUGCACGAAGUCUUUGGCGAUGGCAAUUUGAACGCUGUCAUGCUUGUGCUCUUGCUCCUGCACUUGAUGCAGUACGCGAUGCGCGACCCCUGCACGUGCUAAGAACGCUAUAUCUAUGUAUAUGAAGUUGCGUACGAAAUCACGAUCAAAAGCACUUGCGAUCCAAGAUCGACUCGUGGUACUCUUCCC
Molecule: messenger RNA, 326 nt
Organism: Saprolegnia parasitica CBS 223.65
Lineage: Eukaryota; Oomycota; Saprolegniomycetes; Saprolegniales; Saprolegniaceae
Exons: 2
Coding region: 15-239 (74 amino acids)
Source: RefSeq, a predicted model, not a curated record